Molecule: messenger RNA, 1767 nt
Organism: Aspergillus sclerotioniger CBS 115572
Lineage: Eukaryota; Fungi; Ascomycota; Eurotiomycetes; Eurotiales; Aspergillaceae
Product: NAD(P)/FAD-dependent oxidoreductase
Exons: 2
Coding region: 190-1521 (443 amino acids)
Molecular function (GO): flavin adenine dinucleotide binding; saccharopine oxidase activity; sarcosine oxidase activity
Source: RefSeq, a predicted model, not a curated record
CUCCGGACGCAGGUUCAGCCAGAGCCCCAUGGUGCCCAAUGCUCCCGACUAGCUGUCAUUCAGUGGAUAUUGUCUGAUCUAUGGGCUCGUUGAAAUACGGCCUCAGUGCCCAUCCAAGUAGAGAUCACUUGCAAAGAACAGUUUCCUUCUCUCCAACGCUGCACAGCACAAACAAAAACAUCAGAGACCAUGGCGCCCUCCACAGUCACUCAUGACUCCACCAUCCUUGUUGUAGGAGCAGGGGUCUGGGGCUGUUCCACCGCUUUGCAUUUAGCUCGCCGCGGAUACAAGCGUGUCACUGUUUUAGAUCCCUAUACAAUCCCAUCUGCAAUUGCGGCGGGCAAUGAUAUCAACAAAAUUAUGGAACACAAAGAGCCCAAGGAGGGUGAAACAAGUCCACGGAGUAUUGCGUUCGCGACUUGCACUCGCGCUGCUCUGAAAGCCUGGCAUACCGAUCCUAUUUUCAAGCCAUAUUUUCAUGAAACCGGUCUGAUCAUAUCUGGCCAUACCCCGGCACUCAUCGAUCACAUCCGAAAAGACGAAAUCGAAUCAUCCGUUUCAGACUUCGUCAAGCUGGAGACAGCAGAAGACUUCCGGAAGACGAUGCCUCCAGGUGUUCUCACUGGCGAAUUUCCCGGCUGGAAGGGCUGGCUGAACAAGUCUGGUGCAGGGUGGAUCCACGCCAAAAAGGCCAUGUUCUCUGCAUACACUGAAGCCAAACGCUUAGGCGUCAACUUCAUCACUGGCUCUCCCCAAGGAAACGUCGUGUCACUGGUAUACGAGAACGAAGACGUGGUUGGGGCCAAAACCUCCGAUGGUGUGAUUCAUCGUGCAGACCAAACUAUUCUGGCUGCUGGUGCCGGCAGUGACCGUCUCUUGGACUUCAAGAAACAGCUGCGCCCCACCGCUUGGACGCUCGCUCAUAUCCAAAUGACUCCUGAGGAGGCCAAGCUGUACAAAAACCUACCUGUGCUUUUUAAUAUCGCAAAGGGGUUCUUCAUGGAACCCGAUGAGGAUAAGAACGAACUCAAGAUCUGUGAUGAGCACCCCGGGUACUGUAACUUUAUUCCAGACCCUGAAAGAUCGGGCGAGAUCAGAAGCAUUCCGUUUGCAAAGCAUCAGAUUCCUCUUGAAGCUGAAGCUCGUGUCAAGGAUUUCCUGCGAGACACAAUGCCACAUCUUGCCGACCGCCCACUGGCGUUCGCCCGUAUCUGCUGGGAUGCUGACACGCCUGAUCGCGCGUUUUUGAUCGACAGGCAUCCGGAUCACCCUUCGCUAUUGGUAGCUGUCGGGGCCUCUGGAAACGGUGCAAUGCAAAUGCCCACUAUUGGAGGAUUCAUUGUGGAUGCGUUGGAAGGUCACUUACAGAAAGAGCUGAAGCAUGUUGUUCGGUGGAGACCAGAGACCGCGGUUGACAGAGACUGGAAAGCGACACAGAACCGCUUUGGAGGGCCUGACGCAAUCAUGGACUUUCAGGAGGUUGGAGAAACCGAAUGGACCAAGAUCAAGAGCAGGCUGUAGGUGAGCCGUGAUGUUUGUGAAAUUAGUCCAUGGCGAACUGCUGAUAUACCCACUCAUCAUAAUUGAGAUUUUAAAUUUGACGUCUUAUAUUUGUACUGCCAUGUGAGCCUGCAGUAGGUAACUAAUGGCCAAUUUACCUGCUUUAGGUCUUUCUCUGCAUAUACAGCUGCAUGGGUUUCCCCGCACCAUCCCUGAAUAUGAAAGAAUUCUCCAGUGUUCAUAUUUCUCGCUUUAUCGGGCAAUGAG